ACAGAAAAUGCAAAUCUUAGCGAUAAGUUUGCUGGCGCUGUUUGGCGUACAUCAGCUCUAUGCGCAUAGCAUCUCUACGUCACGCAACUUUACCGUUGAUUGGAAUAAUGAUCGUUUCUUGAAGGAUGGCGAGCCAUUUCGAUUCAUAGCUGGUUCUUUUCACUACUUUCGCGCGCAUCCUGAUAGUUGGCAACGAAAGCUACAGACGUUACGUGCGUCCGGCUUGAAUGCAGUGACGACGUACGUGGAAUGGUCACUGCAUAAUCCAAAAGAUGGCACUUACGUGUGGAAUGGCAUUGCGGAUUUGGAGAGAUUCAUCAAGCUAGCAGAUGAGCUGGGUCUACUAGUUAUUCUGCGUCCUGGACCUUAUAUAUGUGCGGAACGUGAUUUUCUACACUUGGCUUACCCACAAUGUUUAAGUGUUACAAGUUAA
Molecule: messenger RNA, 433 nt
Organism: Rhagoletis pomonella (apple maggot)
Lineage: Eukaryota; Metazoa; Arthropoda; Insecta; Diptera; Tephritidae
Product: beta-galactosidase-like
Exons: 3
Coding region: 8-433 (141 amino acids)
Biological process (GO): carbohydrate metabolic process
Cellular component (GO): vacuole
Molecular function (GO): beta-galactosidase activity
Source: RefSeq, a predicted model, not a curated record